This is a messenger RNA of Zasmidium cellare ATCC 36951, 405 nucleotides long. RefSeq lists its product as uncharacterized. NCBI's taxonomy places the organism in Eukaryota, Fungi, Ascomycota, Dothideomycetes, Mycosphaerellales, Mycosphaerellaceae. The coding region runs from base 1 to 405 and encodes 134 amino acids. Gene Ontology annotation, biological process: fatty acid biosynthetic process. The transcript is spliced from 5 exons. Gene Ontology annotation, cellular component: mitochondrion. Gene Ontology annotation, molecular function: acyl carrier activity; acyl binding. The record is from RefSeq and is a predicted model, not a curated record.
AUGUUCCGCACCGCCCUCCUCCGCUCCGCUCGAUGUGUUGCCCAGACUAGCACCCGCGCUGCCACCCGGCCGGCCGUUCGAACAGCCAUUCGCAGCCCCUUCAUCACAUCCAGUAUCUCUUCGCCCGCAACGACCAUCUCGGCAGUACGAUGCUACGCUUCGUCUUCAGGACUCGCUCAAGAGGAGGUCACUGGCAGAAUUCUUGAUCUGCUGAAGAACUUUGACAAGCUCUCUGCAACCUCGCACUUCACGAACGACCUUGGCCUGGAUAGCUUGGAUACCGUGGAGGUCGUUAUGGCGAUAGAGGAGGAGUUCAGCAUUGAGAUCCCAGACAAGGAGGCCGACGCGAUUCACAGCGUGAACCAAGCUGUGGACUACAUCCUGAAGCAGCCAGACGCCCACUAA